Caenorhabditis elegans is the source of this 1474-nucleotide messenger RNA. RefSeq names its product WD_REPEATS_REGION domain-containing protein (gene csa-1). Gene Ontology annotation, biological process: transcription-coupled nucleotide-excision repair. Lineage: Eukaryota; Metazoa; Nematoda; Chromadorea; Rhabditida; Rhabditidae. The record is from RefSeq and is marked reviewed. The transcript has 7 exons. The coding region runs from base 255 to 1337 and encodes 360 amino acids.
UACUAUUUCUGAACUAAAUAUUUCCUUGUGGAAAUUGAAAUUUUUAUCAAACUAAUUUUGCAACCGGUCUGGAAACAGAUGAAUCAGUGCCCGGUAAAUAACGGAAAACCGGUGCGGCCGAGAAUGAACUUGUUUGGUGGACUCUAGGCCAUUGGCUGUUUUAAGGAGGAUAUUCAAAUUAACAGCAACGUUUGAGCUUUUUAUUUAAUCGUAAUAUAUUUAUUCGCAUGUUUCUAUAAUUUCUCAACAGGAAAAUGACUGUUCGUCACGAGGAGUACAUGUUCAGCUGUGAUUUGAAAAAACGCCGAGUUUUCGAAGAACAACAAGUUUCACGGGCUCUUUUGAAUUUUCGAUGGACAAAACAUAUUCCUAUGGGUUGUGAUCAGACGGGGAAAGGCCAUCAAGAAGAUAUUAGUGCGAUUGAUAUAGAUGAUGGUGACCAAAUGCUACUAUUUGGAUCUCAUAGUGGUUCAGUGUCAGUUGCCAAAUAUAAAUACUUGGAUCGUAAAAAGUGGAAGAAACCUAUGACUCUAAAACUUGCGAAGCAAUCUCUGAAAACAAUAAAAUGGUGUCCAAUCGAUCUUCGCCUUUUCAUGGUUACAACAGCAUCAAAUUGGAUGCGAGUUUGUGAUAGUACCAUGGAAAAAGUGGUUCAUGGGAAACAAUUUGAAGGAGAUGUUUAUUUUGAUUGGAAUGAGUAUAAUAUGACAAAUUCAAAAGUUGCCGUGGCAGAUGGAGGGAGAUCAAUGAAAAUUAUAGAUUUUAGAGUCGGAAUGGAUCUACCUCAAUCGAUAUAUUGGAAUGAUGAACCAAUUGAUGUUGUACAGUGGUAUCCAUCAAAACAUCAUUACUUAUAUGCAGGACGACGAGAUGGAACAAUUGGACUAUUUGAUAUUCGGAGCACACGUGGAGCAAUUGCUGAGAAAUCUCUUCACAAAUCACAAAUUUAUGGACUAAAAAUAUCUGCCGAUGGACAUCGUCUCAUCUCUGCCGAUAGAUCGGGGUACAUUCAUGUGGCAGAUACGUGGGAUUUCAGCACAAAAUUUGAUUUUUCCUGUGAAUUCGAUCCACUUAUGCAGCGUCGUCCAAAUUUGGAAUUUAUAUAUGAGAAGGAUUUUUAUGUGGCAACGAAUUUUGAAAAACUGACGAUCAUUCGGUUUUCUGAUAAUGAUAAAUCAAGAAGAAAUCCAGAUUUUCGAGAAGUUGAAGCAAAAGUGUUGUGGGAUAAGCCCUUCAUUUUUCGAAAAUCAAGCUAUGAGAUAAUCACAGGCUUCAACUACAAUCAUCUGAAUAUUUUAUCCCUUGACAGAUCAACCAAAGAUCAAGACGAAGUAUAGCAGGUCGCAACCAAAAAGAAAACACAUUUUAUAAAAUUCUUUAAUUUUUAUUUUCUGGUCGCAAAAUUUUUUACGAGUUUUAAUACGAUUUUUAAAGAUGCAUAUGCACAUGAAUGAAUAUUUUCUAAAAUUGUCAC